This is a messenger RNA of Rotaria sordida, 165 nucleotides long. NCBI's taxonomy places the organism in Eukaryota, Metazoa, Rotifera, Eurotatoria, Philodinida, Philodinidae. The record is from the annotation of a GenBank genome assembly.
AUGGCACUGACUGAAGCAAAGAUUGCUGCUGAUGAUGGUGAAGAUGAAUGUGAUCGAUCAAUUGUUAUGAUGAAUAGUACAGCGAUCAUAUUAUCGUCAGUAGACGAAGUAAAGCGCCGUGCAAUCAUGCGAUCUUCACUUGUUGAUAAAAAACUAUUAAAGGAU